Messenger RNA from Corticium candelabrum, 10135 nucleotides. RefSeq lists its product as uncharacterized. The record is from RefSeq and is a predicted model, not a curated record. The coding region runs from base 91 to 9936 and encodes 3281 amino acids. Lineage: Eukaryota; Metazoa; Porifera; Homoscleromorpha; Homosclerophorida; Plakinidae. The transcript has a single exon.
AAGGUUCUCAUCACUGGCCUCACUCGCUCCGCGCACGUAUUUGUUCAACUGGACACGGAAGACGCGUACUCACUGCCACAGCUCUCCACAAUGAUCCAGGCGGACGCGGCGGCGACAGCACCGCCAAUGACCAGCCACUGGUCGCGAGGCGACGAGUGUGUUGCUCUCUAUGGCGCUACCAACGAGUGGUACCGCGCUCGUGUAACGGCAGCGAAGAGAGAUAGUGUGGACGUUUUCUUCUUCGACUAUGGCAACACAGAUACGGUCUCCAAUGACAAGGUUCGACCGCUCAAACCUCAGUUUGCCACACUCCCCGCGCAGGCUAUAGAAUGCAUUCUGAACGGUGUGGAAAGUGUUGAGAGCAAGCUGGAUGAACGGUCGUUUACUGCAAUGGCUGAGGCGAUGCUUGACCGCGAAUUGACUGUGAAGAUAACGAGAACUGGACGCGUCGUUGAUAUUGUAAUUGUGGAGGAUUCUCAUGGUCUUGAUGACCUCAUUGAGGAUUUUGUGAAGGGAGGUGUUCUCUACAGAAAUGUGUCAGCUAGUAAUAUCAAGAAGGGUGAAACAUAUGAUGCCUACGUGGCGUGUAUAGUUGAUCCUUAUGAAUUUUGGAUCCAACUCGACCAGAACAGUGAAAAAUUAGAAAGUCUCAUGCAGAGAAUUGGUGAAUUGUAUUCCUAUCCACGCCAUCCUCCUGCACCUGCGCAACUGGGGUCUUUGUGUUGUGCUCAGUACUCUCAAGAUGGUGCUUGGUAUAGAGCAAAGGUGUUACAAGUACAGGGUCCAAAAGCGAAGGUAAGAUUUAUUGAUUAUGGCAAUUCUGAAGUUGUUGAAGUCAGUCAAUUGAAGCAACUGGAUCCAUCUGUUUCGUCAGAGGUCCCAAUGGCAAUUUGCUGUGCAUUGGCUGAUGCGGAGCCAGUGGCAGGGAGUCAGUGGAGUCAAGAUGCUGUGCACAUUUUCUCAAGAAUUGUGCUAGAUAAACCACUCAAAUGUAUUGUUGAGGAUGUAGAAGUAGGCAAGGCAGUGACUGUAUCGCUUAUCGACUCUGAUACUCACCGGCCAGUCAUGGAACAACUACUUGCAACAACGGUUGUUAAGCGACGAGUUUCAGCUAAGCCAGCUCAAUAUACAAGCAUUAGGUUAGCUGAGAAUCAAAAGGAAGAAAUAUACAUUACAUCUGUGGACAGUCCAGCUCAAUUUUGGUGUCAACGAGUGAGUAGUGCUGAUGGCAUUGAAGCACUAAUGGCAUCCUUGGAUAACUAUUAUUCAGCAACUAAUCACCAUAGUUUAUCACAAGUGACGGCUGGCAGUCCAUGUUGUGGUCAGUUCACUGAGGAUAAUGUAUGGUAUCGAGCUGUUGUAAGAGGCACUGAACCUGGCGGGAAGGCCAAGGUUUGCUAUGUUGAUUACGGCAACCAGGAGACUCUUCCUCUUAGUCGUGUGCAAGUGCUUGAUCCACAGUUUACGCGGCUUCCUAUUCAGGCUAUAAGCUGUGGUCUUUAUGGUAUACAGCCAGCUGGUGGAUCAAAAUGGGAGAGUAGAGCGACAGGAAGGAUGCAAGAACUCACAGAGGCAGGGAGUAUGACUAUAACAGUAAGAUCUGUUGUUGAGCAAAAUGUUAACAGUUGGGCACUUAAACAUGUGUUGGUUGAUCUAAUGGUUUCUAAACAAGGUCAGAUGAUCUCUAUUGCCGAUGAGUUGGUGAAAUUUGGAUUGGCUGUUAAAGAAGGGGCUUCAGUUUCAGCACAUGCUCAUAGUCUUCAAGUCAGGCAGGCAACACUAAAACAGAAGGAAAUGACGGAAGUAGAAGUGACUUUUGCAAGCAAUCCAAGAGAGUUUUGGUGUAGCACGUUCACUGGAAGUACAGAUCUGGUGCCAGUUACAAAGGUUCUUAAAGCACAUUGUGAAUCAUCAGCUUCUAAGAAAUUGAGAAACGCUAGAACUGGUGAUUUAUGUGGAGCACGGUAUAGUGCUGAUGGUGAAUGGUAUCGUGCUAGAGUAGAGCAUUCGCCUCAGUCAGGCCAAGUCUCUGUGUACUUUCUAGAUUAUGGUAACUCUGAGGUCGUUGCUGAGGCUGACCUGAGGCAGAUUGGAUCACAACUGCUGUCACUGCCAGCUCAAGCUAUAAAAUGUUGUUUGACGGAUGUUCAUCCAUUGUCAGGAAGCUCGUGGAAUCAGUCAGCAGUUGACACUUUCGAGAAUCUCAUUUCAGACAAAGUGUUGUUUGCAAUUGCUCUUGGGCAGAGUGAUGAUGGCACAUCAGAAAUUAGACUUGUUGAUACAAGUUUGGAUGAUGAUGUAGACAUUGGCCAGAAGCUUGUAGAAUUGGGUGUAGCAAGAUUCUCUACAUCAACGUUUCGAGGAACACAAGGAGGUGCACAACUAUCAAAUGUUAGAAAGUAUAAGAGACUUUCACUGUCUACUGAGCAGCCUUUAGUGACUAUAGUCACUGUGGAAAAUCCUCAGUCAUUUUGGUGUCAGCUAAUUGAUGAGAAACUGCAAGAUGACCUUGCAAAGAUAAUGGCAGACAUGGCAGACUACUAUUCUCAACUAAAGCAAGGGCAGAAUGUUUUGCAACAAUUCAGAGAUGGUCUGCCAUGUGCUGCUCAAUAUACUGAAGAUGAUUGUUGGUAUCGUGCUGAAAUUACUACACGGCGAGGAGACUCAUUUGAGGUACGGUAUGUUGAUUAUGGCAACAGUGAGCUUCUUCGACCAGGGAGAUUACGAGCACUUCAGCCUGCUUUUGGAGCUUUACCUCCUGUUGCAUUUUGUUGUCAGCUAUAUGGUAUUGCACCGACUGGUCCUGUGUGGUUGUCUCGGGCUAGGACAGAGCUGGAGACAUUAGGAAAGGACAAAACACUGACGGCUAAGAUCAAGUCUGUUGAUCCACAAGGGAAAAUGACUGUGGAAAUAUAUGAGGGAGACAUUAAUUUAGCGGAGCAACUGGUUCAGAUGGGCUCUGCUGCAAAAGUUGGAGCUGGCACGUCUCAAAAUUCCUCUAAUUCAGUGGCACAACGACAAGGUCACGCAACAAGCAAAUCCAUGUCACAACAUUCAGGUUUUACUUACAUUGUUCCAAGUUUGAAUGUUGGCCAGGUAGAAAAGAUGGUUAUUGCUUACGUUACAUCUCCAUCUGAAGUGUGGUGUCAGUCACCGAAGGGACAAGCAGUUUUAGAGAAAAUGCACGCUGCUAUGCAGUCGGUUUAUGGCAAAACACCUCCCGAGAAAGGAAAGUUGGGGCAAGCAGCAGUUGGCAUGGCUUGUGUUGCGAAGUCUCCAUCAGACAGCUUUUGGUAUAGAGCUGUCAUCAAGCAAAUGUUGCCACAAGAUAAAGUUGAAGUGCACUAUAUAGACUAUGGCAAUUUGGAGUCGGUUCCACUAAAGCAUGUCAAAAUGGUGCAUCGAGAUUUCAAGCAAGUGCCAGCACAGGCUCUACCCUGUGCAUUAUACCAGUGCAGUGAACCAGCUGGUGGAUGGACAGAUUCAGAUAGAGACGAACUUGAUAAUAUGGUAGCUGAAAUUGAGUUGACAGGAGAGGUCAAGUCAGUACAGGGUAAGCCACCUAAGUAUAUUGUUGACAUGACAUUUGUAAAGGAUGGUCGUAAAGUGACCCUUCGGGAUGCAUUCUUAUUAGCUACUGGGAGAAGCAAUUCUUUGCAUCCUACUUUUUCUUCAUUUUCAGCUCAAGAAGUCACAUCAUUGAAGCCUCAAACAAGCGGUGGAAAACUGACUACUUCUCCACCAGACGUUGUCAGGCCAAGCAAAAUUGAUUUGACUCCUCCUUCCUUGAAGGUUGGGGUGUACGAAGAUGUUUGCAUCAUUGGUGUGAAGACUGUUGACCAUAUGUGGUGUCAGCUGUUCAGUGCGGGUGAUCAGCUAGCCCAGCUCAGUGACAAUAUAGCAUUAUAUGUUGAAACGGUUCAACAACCAUUAUCAAGUCCUUCUGGUGGUCUUUUCUGUUUGGCUCAGUAUAUAGAUGGUGCUUAUUACAGAUGCCACAUUAAGAACAUCCGUGCAGCAUCUGAUGUGGAGGUCUUUUUUGUUGAUUAUGGAAAUGUAGAAACUGUCAACGUCACAGCAUUGAGACCAAUCAGUGAUAAUCUUUGUCGUAUACCUGCACAAGCAUUUACUUGUAGGCUUGCUGGAGUGAAGCCGAAGCAACCUGGCAGAUGGAGUCGAGAAGCUAGUGCUUAUUUGGAGCGGUUGACAAUUGGCCAGCAACUGGUAGCAAGAAGGGUACAUGCUAAUGAUAUUGCUGUUGAUCUAUUUGACACCUCUGACUCAAAGGACAAGAAUAUCGCAAAUGAACUAGUAACUGCAGGGUAUGCUGUUUUUGACCAAGGCAGUUCACAAGCUAGUAAACCAGUAGCUGUGAUAAAUCCCACUCACAUGUUGCCAGGAAAGGAAUAUCAUGUUUUAGUUACACAUGUAUCUUCUCCAUUGAAAUUUUAUUGUCAAAUUCAAAAGGAUGCCAAAGAAUUUGGUACAAUGACUGAUAGGUUGUUCACAUACUGCUCUAGCCUUGGUGACGAGCAGGAAAAGAUAGGGCCACUGGAAGUGGCAGUGGGGAAAUAUGUUGCUGCCCUUUAUUCAGAAGAUGGUGGCUGGUAUCGAGGAAAGGUGAUGUCUGUAGCAAACCAUCAGGAGCAAACAGUUCGCGUGUUCUUUGUGGAUUAUGGCAAUGAAGAAGUUAUCAGUGUGAAUUCUGUAAAGUGUCUAAGGCAAGACUUCGCUCGUCUUCAUGCACUAUGUUUUGAAGCCAAGUUAGAUUUAGUCUCUGGUGACAUUUCAUCUGAAGAUGAUCUAAGAUUCAAAGCAGCCGUAUCUGAUCAAGAAUUUUUAUGCAGAGUAUUAUCGUCAGAUGGAUCUGGCUGCAAUACUGUUCAGUUGAUACACUGUGACAAACCUGUCAAUGUUGCUGAGGAACUUGGAUUCAAAGCAACGGUCUCACCACCAAAAGCUCCACCAAAUCGCAUUGUAGAUUUUACCCAUCCUCGACUCAUUGAGGGUUCCACGAUCAAGGUAGUUGGAACCGUGUGUGAAGAGUCGGGUCGAUUUUGGUGUCAAAUGACAGACAACGUGUCACAAUUGGAGUCUCUGAUGGCUAAGAUAGAGGAUCAUUAUGGUGCAUUAGCAACUAAUAAUCAAGCCCUUAAUGCAGUAGAAUCAGCUUGCUGUGCAAAGUUCUCCGAAGACCAAGCAUGGUAUAGAGCAAUGAUCACUGGCUUUGAGGGCAAUAACAUUGUGGUCAGGUAUGUUGAUUAUGGCAAUAGUGAAACAGUUCCACCUUCAGACUUGAAGCUAUUACUUUCAAGGUUUGCUGAGCUUCCAGCACAGGCUGUUUCUUGUCAGUUACCAGACCUUUGUGAUAUCAGCAAGUUGUCUGAAAAUGCUGUAGCACAGUUCCAGCAGCUUAUUGCGGACCAAGAACUGAGUAUUGUUAUUAAGUCUGUCAUUAGACCAGGACAUGCAUUAGUUGAAAUUCCCGAAUUGACUGAACACUUGAAAGAGCUUGGAAUAAUUGGGGCAAAGACAGACAGCUUUGAACAAGUUGAAGCUUCUUUUAGAUAUUUGCCAGUUCAGCCUACUCUUGGCUCUCAAGAGGAAGUUUUUGUGUCACACAUUGACUCACCUGCUGCUGUGUGGUGUCAAUUUGUUUCUCAAGAAGAAAUGCUAGAGGCACUGCAACGGGAACUUUCUGAACUCUAUUCAAGUCUUCCCAAAUUAUCGUUUGGCAAUACCACAGAGUUUGUACCAGAAAGUCCUUGUUGUGCUUUAUAUUCUGAGGAUGGAAACUGGUACAGAGCCAAGAUUUUAAGGACUGUGGGGCAAGACGUGGUUGUGUGUUUCAUUGAUUAUGGCAACAGUGGGAAUGUAACUGCUUCAGAUGUGAAACCUCUUUUGAAGCAAUUUUCGAAUCGUCCAGCUCAGGCCUUUUCAUGCACAGUAUCUGGAUUAACUCCUGGUUGUUGUGAUGAACUGAGACAGUUAUCAGUGGAUAAAACGUUCAUUUGCUCAGUCACGGACACAGUAGGACAGACAACAGUGGAUUUGUUUAUCAAAGAUGUAGAGCAAGGGAAACUCGUCAAUAUUGUGGACUUGUUUACCCCUCAAAGCAUAGAAAGUGUAGCGAUGGCCAAGUUCAAGCAAUUGGAAGUGACUGAAGAUAGUAUUGCUCAGGUCUAUGUGUCUCAUGUGGUCAGUCCUAGCCAGUUCUUCUGCCAGUAUGUGUCUCAUGAGGAACAGCUCACUGCUAUGAUGGAACAAGUAGCUCAAUAUUGUUCAAACACCAAUACAAAUCUGCUUAGAUCUCCAGCCAUUGGUUUGCCUUGCUUGGCAAAGUUUUCUGAAGAUGUUCAAUUUUACAGGGCAGAGAUACAGCAGAUUGGAGAGAGCACGUGUAAUGUAGUGUUUGUUGACUAUGGUAACAGUGACAAUGUGUUAUUUGAUGACUUGAAGGAAAUCACUACUAAUCUCCUACAGCUUCCUGCUCUGUGCAUUCAAUGCAGUCUGACUGGAACACAAUGUCGGAAAUGGGAUAAGAGCUCAACAGAUGAAUUUUCAAAGCUUGUUCAAUCAGAAGCUGCCUCCUGUCAUUUUGUAGAACAGAUCGAUGGAGUGUGGAAUGUAGAAAUUGAGACAGAGGCUGGCCUUGUAACAAGUGAUCAGUUUGGUGUUCACAGUCUUACUUUAUCUGUUCCCAAUAAUACAGCCGGUGACCUGUUCAUACCACAAAUUCAAUUGGCUGCUAAGUCAACAGUUGAUGUGUUGGUGUCACAUAUUGUUGACCCGUUAACAUUCUAUGUUCAACUGCAGAGUUGUUCUGAUGAACUAAACAGUUUGAUGGAAAAACUGGCAGAGAGUUACAUCUCUCUUGCUGAAGAUGACCUGGUAGUACAGUCACCAGUGCAUGGGAUGACUUGCUGUGCACAAUUUUCGGUCGAUCAGCAGUGGUAUAGAGCGAUCAUUAUAAAAGUUUCGGGUGCUGACUGCGAAGUUCAAUUCAUUGAUUAUGGCAAUCAAGAAGCUGUGCCACUGUCAAGAAUCAAGGAGUUGAAAGAAGACUUGUUGACUUUUCCCACACAAGCUGUGCUAUGCUCUUUGGCCGGAGUCAAGGCACCAGACAGUGGGUGGAGUGAUGAAGCUCUUUCAUUUUUUGAUGAAGCAGUUACAGACAAACAGCUGAAAAUGAGUGUUAUUGGCAAAAAUGGCAAUAAGAAUAUGGCGCAGUUAAUAUAUCCAGAAUCUCAAGAAUUGGUGUCAGAGCAUCUAACAUCAGCAGGACACGCAGUUUUCUUGGAUGUAUCUACAGCGAUAGGAUCAGAAACAGAUGGUAUGAUUUCGAAUGAAAUUUCUGUUUCCAAGGCAGAAGACAUAAACUCAAAUGGUGAAUCUUUUGCGACUUCAGAAGACAAUGUGUUGGAUUCAUUCACUGUAUUGCAACUGUCAGUUGGUGACUCAUUUGACGUUAAGGUUGUGUCAAUCAACAAUCUUGACUCUUUCUUUUGUAGUCCUGUAAGCUCAGAAGGUGAGCUGGAGGAGCUGAUGCAGAAGCUUGCUUUAAGCUGUGCAGAAGCUGCUGUGGUUUGCUUGCCAAAAGGUCAAUUGGUUCCAAGAGCUGCAUGUGCUGCACAAUACUCAGUAGAUGGACAGUGGUAUCGUGCAAGGGUAGUCAGUGUUUUGGAAGGCAGUGCUACUGUAGCUUUUGUUGACUACGGAAAUACGGAAACAAUUUCCAGUGACCGUCUUUUACCGUUGAAUCCUGAACUUCGACGUCUUCCAGCUCAGGCAAUACACUGCUGCAUGGCUGAUAUUGUAUCACCUAACUUAGAUGAAGGGUGGUCUGAUGAAGCUUGCAGAAAACUGGAUGAACUAACUAGCGACAAAAUCUUGUCGUGUACUAUUUCCUCACUCCAACCAGAGGGAGUUUAUGAAGUUCAACUGAUUAAUGCUGAGACAGGUGAGAUACUGCAAAAUCAGCUUAUUGCUAUGGAAAUGGCAAUUAGAGAGGCAACAGAAUUGGGAACCAACGCUGUACUACAGUGGCAGACAGGUACUUCUGAUUCAGAACAUUUUGUUGAAGUUGGUGACUCAGGUGGUGUUCCUUCUCUAGAGGUGGACAGAAGUCUACUAGAACCAGUGUCUGAGAUGCAGUAUGAAAUACAGCCUGAUAUAAUGCGAGAUGUAACAGUUCGAGAUGUUGAAGAUGGAAGCAAUGUGGAACCUGUGCAGCCUGAUCUGGUAACAAGCAAAGUGGCAGAUGACGAAAAUGUCACUCAGUCUCCUCUGAUUCAGCCAGAUGUUGUUGUAGCUCAGGUUGAUCUUAUUGCUAAGCCACUAGCUGAGCCUGAAGUUUAUCCAGAGGAGCCAGACAUUCAGAAGUCUGUUCGUCAAUCUCAACAGCAGGACGCAAUAGCUCUGCCAGAGCUAAUAGUUUCAGAGUUGCAAGUCACAAAUGCACCAAGAGGCGAUACAUUUGCUGUCGAUGUGAGUGCUACUGUUACUGUUAUUGAAGAUGUAGAUGAAGAUGAAGCUGUUGAAGCAGAACGUGUACAUCCUGAUGAUAAGGUUAUGAUGUCAAGUGUAGUAGCUGAUGAACCAGUUGAAUCAUCACCAGAAUCUGCAGACAUUUCAGAAUUUGAAACUGAAAAGUCAAUUGCUGAUGAAUUGGUUGAGUCGGUAAUACAGUCAGCUAUAGAUAGAUUUUUUCAUGAUGGAGUACAUGAGGAAGGUUUGAAAACUGAAGCUUCAAUAGAAAAGUCUGUGGACAGAGUAGAUGGUGAAUUGGUGUGUGAUUCAGGUGGUAGUCAAUCAUCAGAAGAUGGUUUGAAUGGGCAAUUACAGCAAGUGGUCAUAACGCACGUGGAAGAUAAUGGUUGCUUUUGGGCUAGAAUUGGUGAUGAAGAAGAUCAUCAAGAAUAUAUAGAUUUGGUUGAACAAAUGAAUGAUCACUAUGGCGCUUUGGAAGUUCCUCGUGAUGAUGCGGUUGUAGUAGAAGAGGAUGAAGAGGCAUUGGGAGGGGAAACGACGUCAGUAAAGGAAGAGACUUUAGCAGAGGAACAGCUCUUGUCAGAGGAAGCAGCAUCAACUGAAAAAGAGACAACAGUGGUGGAUGAAGCUUUGCAAGAGAAGGAAGUAGCUGAAAAGGUGUCGAUAUCCAAUUACUCUAUUGGUGAUCUGUGUGCUGUUCCUUGGAUGGAAGAUGGACAGUGGUAUCGAGGGAGAGUGACUGGUAUCAUCACAGAUGCAACUGAAGGAGACAGCAUAGUGGUUCAAUUGAUCGAUUCAGGUCAAGUGCGAACAAUCUCCCUCUCUAUAGUUCGACCUCUUGUUACACCUUUUGGUAACCCACCAGAGUUUGCUACAUACUGUGCACUAGCCGGUGUUGAUCCUGGUAGUAAGGGUUGCUCAAAUGAAGUCAAGACCUUCUUAGGUGACCUGUCAAGAGACAAACUUAUCUACGGACAGGAAGACAACUCAUCUGAGGAAGAAGUGACUCUGUUGCAUCUUUAUUCACCGAGCGAUAAACUGAAAGGAGUUUCAUUUCAGAUAUACAGUAGUCAGCUGCCCUUCGUGGUUAGAGGUGAAGUUUCUGGUGCAUCAUCUGAUAUUGAUUCCACACGAGUUGAAAUUGGUUCCUAUCGAGACUUGCAGGAUUCACUGAGCGUAUCAAGCUUUGCUGUCAGUGAAAGGGCAUCACCACCUCUACUGGAGUCGGUGUCAGAGGACAAGCAAACACCAGCUAUGCCAGGAGCCUAUGAUACAGCAGCCACUGCAGUUGCUAUAGAAGUCACUGAUGCUGCAGUUGAUGGUGAUGGUGACCUGAAAACUGUUGAUGAUAGUCAUCGUAGUGACACACUUAAAGUUCGUAAGCCGAGGGGUUACAUUUAUGUGAACAAACUAAUUGUUGAUCAGGGAUUAGCGAAGCUGAAAUAGUUGCAAGGGGUUAUUUUUACAAAGUUAAGCGGUCAUAAUAGAACAGUUGAGAUCUUUCGUUGAAUGCAUGGUAGUUUAGCUGUUGCAGACUUCUCUGACUUCAGGUGCAAAUGAAGUUCCACGUAGUUACUGCAGGUUUUUGUUGUUUUCUAGUUAUUGGUGAUAUGAUAUAGAAAUGGUAAUGACUUCAAACUUUAUC